AUGCCCUUCGACUCGACAGACAGAUCUCAUGAGUGCGAAUAUGUAGAUGAGGAUAUAGAUUUCACUCCCGGUGAUCUCGCUGAUGAUGAUAGAGAUGUUGAAAUGGACGAUGAUGCCGAUUUCCAGUCUCACUAUUCAGAAAAAUACUCCUCCUCUACUUCUACAUCUAGUCGAGAGAAUGAACCCUCGAAGGCGGAUGACGAGGGUGUAAUGCAACGCUCUCCAUUCCCAUUCUAUUCUUCUCUCCAUGGUCCUAAUGCUUUUGCCCCCCCAUUCUACAACCGUCCACCAACGCCGCUACCGCCAUCUCCUUCAUUAACAUCUCUCCUUCGACCGUCCUUUUCUACAACUACAUCGCGGCCCACCACACCAGAUAGCUCUGAUGUUGAAACCCUGAAUGACACAGAGGAAGCAGUCGCACGCUCUGCACGUACCGCAAUUACUGUACCACCCGCAAGCCCUAAAGUUCCUACAUAUGAGUACUAUGGAUUUGUGCUUUAUCUCGCUUCCUCACUCACUUUCCGUAUGCCUUGUCUUCGCUUCGUGCCCAUUUCUACUCCGGGUCAGAUUACUAAUAUGCUUGUGAUAGUGAUAUACCUUUUGUGGUCAUACCUUCCCUCGCCGUUUCUUCAUCAGCUGGGGAUUUAUUACUAUCCAAAUCGCUGGUGGUCUCUUGCGAUCCCAUCUUUCCUUGUAAUCACCAUUAUUUACAUUUACAUUGCAUUAUCCGCUUAUAAUACUGGAUAUCUUACGCUGCCGAUGAGUAGUAUCGAAAAUAUUGUGGAUGAAGUAGCAAAUAUUGCAGUCAUUGAUAGCAAGGGCAGGAGACGGCCUGGUGGAUCUGAGAAGAUGAAUCCAAAUGCUGCAACGGCACAAACAAUGAGCCCUCAGAAAAGAAGGCUAGAGUGGAAAUACAUCUGGAAUGAAGGAACAGAUGCUGUGAUGGACAUACCCAUUGGCGGUGUAUGCGAGGUGCUUUAUGGCUCGAAUGAAACCGACUAG
Histoplasma capsulatum G186AR is the source of this 1002-nucleotide messenger RNA. RefSeq lists its product as uncharacterized. The record is from RefSeq and is a predicted model, not a curated record. The coding region runs from base 1 to 1002 and encodes 333 amino acids. Lineage: Eukaryota; Fungi; Ascomycota; Eurotiomycetes; Onygenales; Ajellomycetaceae. The transcript has a single exon.